GAUUUUAGCUAACAGCUCACUGCGCCGCACGGUCAUAGACACAUAGUGAUACAAGGUUUUUGUUUUCUUUGUACGUAACCUUGCACUUAUCGCCAUGAAGGUCACCGUGCUCUCGUCCAGGCCCGUCAAGCCCGAUUACGGCGCCUGCGGUGUGCCUCCGGGCAGCGCGGCCGACGUCGUCCCGCUCACCGUGCUAGACAAGGCCAACUUCGACGCGUACAUCUCCGUCAUCUACGCCUUCCGCCCGCCGGCGCCGCCCAACGCUGUCCUCGAGGCCGGCCUGGCCAAGGCGCUGGUGGACUACCGCGAGUGGGCCGGGCGGCUCGGCGUCGACGCGGCCACCGGCGACCGCGCGAUCCUGCUAUGCGACGCCGGCGCUAGGUUCGUGGAGGCGACGGCCGACGUGGCGUUGGAUAGCGUCAUGCCGAUGAAACCCACGCCGGAGGUGCUGAGCCUGCACCCGAGCGGCGACGACGGGCCCGAGGAGCUGAUGCUCAUCCAGGUCACGCGCUUCGCGUGCGGGUCCAUCGUCGUGGGGUUCACCGCGCAGCACCUCGUGUCCGACGGCCGUGCCACCAGCAACUUCUUCCUCGCGUGGAGCCAGGCCACCCGCGGCGUCGCCGUCGACCCCGUCCCGGUGCACGACCGCGCCUCCUUCUUUAAACCACGCGAUCCGCCGCAGGUUGAGUACGAACACCGCGGCGUUGAGUUCAAGCCCUACGAGGAGGUCGACGAAAACGACGACGAAGGCCACGCCGGGGACGGCGACGUGGUGGUGGUAAACAAGGUGCACCUCAGCCUGGAGUUCAUCUCCAAGCUCAAGUCGCGGGCGUCGGUGGGCGCGCACCGGCCGUACAGCACGCUGCGGUGCUUGGUGGCGCACCUCUGGCGGUGCGUCACAAAGGCGCGCGGACUUGACGGGAGCGUUUCCACCAGCGUUGCCAUCGCCGUGGACGGCCGAGCGCGGAUGAGCCCGCAGGUGCCGGACGGCUACACCGGCAACGUCGUCCUCUGGGCGCGGCCCACCGCCACGGCGCAGGAGCUCGUGACGAGGCCGUUGCAGCACGCGGUGGAGCUCAUCAACCGGGAGGUGGCCCGGAUCAACGGCGAUUACUUCGAGUCCUUCAUCGACUUCGCCAGCUCCGAGGCGGUGCAGAAGGAGCGGCUGGUGCCGACGGCCGACGCGGCGGAGAUGGCGCUGAGCCCCAACAUCGAGGUGGACAGCUGGCUGCGGAUCCCGUUCUACGACCUCGACUUCGGCGGCGGGCAGCCAUUCUUCUUCAUGCCAAGCUACCUGCCGGUGGAGGGCCUGCUCAUCCUGCUGCCGUCUUUCGCCGGCGACGGGAGCGUGGACGCCUACGUGCCCCUCUUCAGCCGCGACAUGGACGCCUUCAAGAACUGCUGCUACAACCUCGAGUAGAUUUACAUCGAUGGUUGUUUUGAAAUGUACUCUCCUUUUUACUUUGCAUAUUUGAAUUCUCUGAAGUCAAA
This is a messenger RNA of Triticum urartu, 1491 nucleotides long. RefSeq names its product agmatine coumaroyltransferase-2. The record is from RefSeq and is a predicted model, not a curated record. Gene Ontology annotation, molecular function: acyltransferase activity, transferring groups other than amino-acyl groups. NCBI's taxonomy places the organism in Eukaryota, Viridiplantae, Streptophyta, Magnoliopsida, Poales, Poaceae.